Messenger RNA from Budorcas taxicolor (takin), 2883 nucleotides. It is a transcript of the gene KLHL8, whose product is annotated as kelch like family member 8. Bases 90 to 1943 code for a protein of 617 amino acids. Gene Ontology annotation, molecular function: protein binding. The transcript has 9 exons. The record is from RefSeq and is a predicted model, not a curated record. NCBI's taxonomy places the organism in Eukaryota, Metazoa, Chordata, Mammalia, Artiodactyla, Bovidae.
GCAUCUACCUUCUGCCUUCUCCCCAUCCUUUACAAAAGAAUAAAUGGGAUGUUUCAGAAGAGAGCUGUAUUAAAAGAAGAGUGUUGCAAAUGGCUUCAGAAGCUGUGAAUGCAAAACAGGCUAGGAAUCGCUUCACAAAGGGGAAAAGACAACAGCAAAUAAAGAACAGAUCUUCACUUGGUGAUGGUGAUGGAGAAGACUCCUUUCUCUUCGAAGCAAAUGAAGCUUGGAAAGAUUUUCAUGGUUCUCUUCUUCAGUUUUAUGAAAAUGGAGAACUCUGUGAUGUCACACUGAAGGUUGGCUCAAAGCUAAUCUCCUGUCACAAACUGGCAUUGGCUUGUGUUAUUCCCUACUUCAAAGCCAUGUUUCUCUCUGAAAUGGCUGAAGCCAAGCAAACGCUGAUUGAAAUAAGAGAUUUCGAUGGUGAUGCAAUAGAAGACUUGGUAAAGUUUGUCUAUUCUUCACGGCUCACUUUGACGGUGGACAAUGUCCAGCCUCUCUUAUAUGCAGCCUGUAUUCUACAGGUGGAACUGGUGGCUAGAGCUUGUUGUGAAUACAUGAAGUUACAUUUUCAUCCCUCCAACUGUCUGGCGGUAAGAGCCUUUGCAGAAAGUCACAAUCGAAUAGACCUAAUGGACAUGGCGGAUCAGUAUGCCUGUGAGCAUUUUACUGAAGUGGUGGAGUGCGAAGACUUCGUCAGUGUGUCACCUCAGCAUCUCCAUAAGCUUUUGUCCUCCAGCGACCUAAACAUUGAGAAUGAAAAGCAGGUCUACAGUGCUGCCAUCAAGUGGCUUCUUGCCAAUCCUCAGCAUCAUCCCCAGUGGUUGGAUGAAACACUUGCACAGGUUCGUUUGCCGCUGUUGCCAGUUGACUUUCUCAUGGGUGUUGUGGCAAAAGAACAGAUUGUCAAACAAAAUCUAAAAUGUAGAGAUUUAUUAGAUGAAGCAAGAAAUUACCACCUUCACUUGAGUAGCAGAGCAGUACCUGACUUCGAAUACUCUAUUCGGACUACCCCAAGGAAGCAUACUGCUGGAGUGCUAUUUUGUGUAGGUGGUCGAGGUGGAUCAGGUGACCCCUUCCGCAGUAUUGAAUGCUAUUCUAUCAACAAAAACAGUUGGUUCUUUGGACCAGAAAUGAACAGUCGAAGGCGACAUGUGGGUGUAAUCUCAGUGGAAGGUAAAGUGUAUGCAGUGGGUGGACAUGAUGGCAAUGAACAUUUAGGUAGCAUGGAGAUGUUUGAUCCUCUCACUAAUAAAUGGAUGAUGAAGGCAUCAAUGAACACAAAGAGGCGAGGAAUUGCCCUGGCUUCCUUGGGAGGCCCAAUUUAUGCCAUUGGAGGGUUAGAUGACAACACUUGCUUCAACGAUGUGGAGAGAUAUGACAUAGAAUCUGAUCAGUGGAGUACAGUGGCACCAAUGAAUACUCCCCGUGGAGGCGUUGGCUCUGUGGCUCUCGUGAACCAUGUUUAUGCAGUAGGUGGCAAUGAUGGAGUAGCUUCUCUGUCUAGUGUGGAGAGGUAUGAUCCACAUCUCGAUAAGUGGAUAGAAGUUAAAGAGAUGGGUCAGCGAAGAGCAGGCAAUGGAGUUAGUGAGCUCCAUGGUUGCUUAUACGUUGUUGGUGGUUUUGAUGAUAAUUCUCCUCUGAGUUCUGUUGAGCGGUAUGACCCUCGAAGCAACAAAUGGGAUUAUGUAGCAGCCCUUACCACUCCCAGAGGUGGAGUGGGGAUCGCAACAGUGAUGGGCAAAAUCUUUGCAGUUGGUGGUCAUAAUGGCAAUGCAUAUCUAAAUACAGUGGAAGCAUUUGAUCCAGUGCUGAAUAGGUGGGAACUUGUUGGAUCUGUGUCUCACUGCAGAGCUGGAGCAGGUGUAGCUGUGUGUGCCUGUUUAACUAGCCAAAUCCGAGAUGUAGGUCAUGGAUCCAGCAAUGUGGUUGACUGUAUGUGACUUGAGUUCCAGUCACCAACAGUUUAGUCAUAUCUGAUAGGCAAGAAAGACAAGCAGGAUUUUGUAAUGGCCACCUUCGAGCAGUUUUAACUAUUACUAGAGUGUCAUGUAAAUGUAAACUGUUGUAUGUGACUGAGUGCAACUUUUGGAAUAGUAGCCGAAGAAUUACUAGUAAUAAAGUUGAUAUUUCCCACUUUAACAAAUAAUGAAGUAGGGAAAGAAGACAGUCUAAGCUGAAACCUCCUCCUCCAAAAAAAAAAAAAAAAGGUUUAACAGAGUGGAGUGCCAGAACCUUGAAAUUAACUUUUUUUUUUAAGUGUGGAUGAAUGAACAUGCAGAAUGAAGUCGCUUGCUGAGCUUUACCUUUUGCCUAAAGGCAUUAACCUUAGGCAUCGGAUUUUUCCUCUGGGGAGAUUAGAACCUGUUCAUCAACACAGAGGUACCAGGACUCCUAACAGACCUGCUCCAUUUGAAGAUCAUUUCUCCUUGGUGCUGAUGAAUUUAUGCCUUGCUUUUUUCUAGGUGUUGACUUGUCAAUUCCUUGGAUAUUUACAGAAGUAGGAAAAAUGUUUCAUCUUUCUGAGUGUCAGCCUAUAGGAUUAUAGGCUUCAUUUCAGUUUGACUUGUUAGGACACCAAAAGAUCUAAAUGAACGAUUCCAUCUGAAUGAAUCUACACUUAUUUUUCCAUGUGAAAGGGGUUUUGUUUCAUAGUAAUAAAAAACGGAACCAGAUGAGAUUAGAGGAGAAGGCUUUAGAGUCAGCAUUAUUCUAGUGCCCAUUUGAGAGACCUUGAAUGGGAGUAGUGUCCAUUACAUGACUCCCUAAUGAGGCAACUCCAAAAAUAUGUUUAACACUCUUUGAUUUAAUUAUUUCAUUCUGAAUGAGAUUUAUUAUCUUUCUAUUUUGCUGUCUGCCACCAUCAUAGUUUUGCUAACUGUA